Messenger RNA from Drosophila subobscura, 1908 nucleotides. RefSeq names its product diuretic hormone receptor (gene Dh44-R1). Lineage: Eukaryota; Metazoa; Arthropoda; Insecta; Diptera; Drosophilidae. Gene Ontology annotation, molecular function: G protein-coupled peptide receptor activity; diuretic hormone receptor activity; peptide hormone binding. Gene Ontology annotation, biological process: cell surface receptor signaling pathway; adenylate cyclase-modulating G protein-coupled receptor signaling pathway. The record is from RefSeq and is a predicted model, not a curated record. Gene Ontology annotation, cellular component: plasma membrane. The transcript has 11 exons. Bases 157 to 1692 code for a protein of 511 amino acids.
GGUUUCAGGCCUGGUUGUGGCAGUGUCAAUGCAAUUAACGGGCCAUCAGUUCUGGGUGGAGCUGCCCCACAGGGCUGUCCCUUAACAAUAGCAAGAAUUCAACUCUGCUGAUACACACAUCUGGUGUCGCCGCAGAAUGGCUCUGGUCAGGGCACAAUGAGCGACCACAAGUACAUGGAGGCUGCCAAUGGCAGCGGCAGCAACAGCGACAGCGACAGCGAAGUCGAUCCGCUGCUAAUGCUGUCCAAUCUGGACGCCAUUGGGGCCAGCGUGGAGCUGCAGUGCCUGGUGCAGGAGCAUAUGGAUACAACGACCUACGGCAAUGCGAGCGACCACUGCCUCACGCAGUUCGACUCGAUCCUGUGCUGGCCACGAACGGCGCGCGGCACACUGGCCGUGCUGCAGUGCAUGGAUGAGCUGCAGGGCAUCCACUACGACAGCAGCAAGAACGCCACACGCUUCUGCCAUGCGAAUGGAACGUGGGAGAAGUACACGAACUACGAUGCCUGCGCCCAUCUGCCAGCCUCCCACUCGGUGACGGAGUUCGAGGUCAUCGUGGAGCUGCCAACCAUCAUUUACUACAUCGGCUAUGCCCUCAGCCUGGUCUCCCUCAGCCUGGCGCUGAUUGUUUUUGCUUACUUUAAGGAGCUGCGUUGCCUGCGCAACACCAUUCACGCCAAUUUGUUCUUUACGUACAUCAUGUCCGCUUUGUUCUGGAUACUGUUGCUAUCGGUGCAGAUCUCCAUUCGCAGCGGACAGGCGAGCUGCAUUGCUCUGGUCACGCUCUUUCACUUCUUUACGCUGACAAACUUCUUCUGGAUGCUGGUGGAGGGCCUCUAUCUGUACAUGCUGGUGGUGAACACCUUCUCCGGCGACAACAUACGCUUCAACAUCUACGCCUCCAUCGGCUGGGGUGGUCCUGCGCUGUUUGUCAUUGCCUGGCUGGUGGCCAAGUGCCUGACUGUCAGCUACAACAGCACCGAAAAGUACGACAUCAAUUGCCCCUGGAUGGAGGAGACGAAUGUCGAUUGGAUAUACCAGGGUCCCGUGUGUGCCGUGCUGCUCAUCAAUUUAACCUUUCUGCUGCGCAUCAUGUGGGUGCUCAUCACCAAACUGCGCUCCGCCAAUACCGUGGAGACGCGCCAGUACAGGAAGGCAGCCAAGGCGCUGCUGGUGCUCAUUCCGCUCUUUGGCAUCACCUAUCUGGUGGUGCUGGCCGGGCCCUCGGAGGUCGGUCUCAUGGGUCACAUGUUUGCCGUUCUGCGCGCCGUUCUGCUGAGCACACAGGGCUUCUCCGUAUCCUUGUUCUACUGUUUCCUCAACUCGGAGGUGCGCAAUGCGCUGCGGCAUCACAUCUCCACGUGGCGGGAUACGCGCGACAUCCAGCAGAGCCAGAGCCGACGGUACACCACGAAAAGUUUCUCCAAGGGCAACCACUCGCCGCGGGCCGAGAGCAUGCGGCCGCUGACCAGCUACUACGGACGCGGCAAGCGUGAGUCCUGCGUGAGUUCGGCCACCACGACGACACUGGUGGGCCAGCAUCCGCCCUGCCUCAGCCUGCACACUGGUGGCACACUCACGGCAACGGGCACGGGUACGGGCACGGGCACGGGCAGCUCCCUCAGUGUCAUGCCCCGUGCAAUCAGUCCACUGAUGAAGUUGCAGCAAGGACUCGAGGAGAACUCCGUUUAGAGGAUGAUUUUAGCAUUGGCAAGUGCAUCUUAAGAGACUGAACUUUCAUUGAAUUCCAUUUCCGAGGGCGGAGAGCAGAACCGCGAGCUAAAUGUCGUGUCUACACCUGAAAGCUAUCCAAUGAUACUCCAAUAGUAGCCAAAAUAUUUUCGUGUAACUGUUUCUGUAACAACAACCAAGCAACAACUGAAUAAACGGUCUAUUUACUUGAGUGUA